This is a messenger RNA of Maylandia zebra (zebra mbuna), 1193 nucleotides long. NCBI's taxonomy places the organism in Eukaryota, Metazoa, Chordata, Actinopteri, Cichliformes, Cichlidae. The record is from RefSeq and is a predicted model, not a curated record.
GUGGUCGUGCUGGAAGGUGUACCAAGGAUGUCGGAGAGGUCGCAGUGGGAUCGCUGACAUCAUCCUUCCUGUGAUUACCAAACUUCCCCCAGCUGUGGGCUUCAGGCCCGUGCAGCCAUGAAGGCUCGGACGCUUCCUCGUUUGCUUGGUGAUUUUCUAGAAACCCUGAAAUGUGCCAGCGUUUGCAGAAAACACGGACCAGCUUCCUCUUCGGCUGUGAGUCGGAGCUGCUAGAAAGAUCAGGAAACCAGAGCCGAGUCCUCAGCUGGGAACGUUGGACGCGUCCACCAUGGCUCGGGUCGCCCUCCUGUGUCUGCUCGCGUCCAUCGGGCGCUGCGUGGGUCAGAGGAUCCUGUCAGAAAGCUCCGUGCACGCAGGUGUCGGAAGCAACGUGACGCUGAAAACGCCGAUUCAGGACCUGCAGAGCUCGGCUCUGUUCUGGCACUUCAAUGACGGGAAGGAGAUCAUAACCGUUGCCUCGGUGAGCUCCUCCACGCUCAGACUGAACACGUCCUACGAGGGCAGAGCGUGGAUUAAUGCAGCCAACGGCCACCUGACCCUGGGCGCGCUGACGCCGCAGGACAGCGGGGAAUAUAUCAUCACCAUCGUAUACAAACACGGUCAGAGCGACGCCGCAAAGAUACGCCUCACGGUCUCAGGGAGCCGGCACGGGGGAAAUCCACGCGCUCGCUCUUCACUCGUCACAUGUGGAGGCUCAGUUCUCAGCACGUACGGCCAAACCGUGUCAGGGCCAGGUGUGGCGGUCCCAGCUGCAACAAUGACAUCUCCACCCACCGGCACCACCCCCACGCCAGCUCUCCCUGAGCAGAUCACAGAUUACUUUGUGUCUCUGGUUGUGUGUGUGGUUGUGAUCGUCGUGCUGUCGACUGGCUUCCUGCUGCUCCUCUACAGAUGGAUGGAGAACAGGAAAAACAGGAAAUCAGAUGGAAGACAGGUGGAGUUACCUGCAGCCCAGCAGAAGAGCGGAGCUCCAGGAUCCACAUGUGACUCCACCUAUGAGACCAUGACUCCAGCCCCCACAGACCAGGACCACAUCUACUCCACCCUCACCGACAUGCAGUACAUGUCACAUGUGCGAUUCAGUCAGACGGACACAAUUUCCUGCAAAUCAGUAACAUCCCAGUAAAAUCCUGAAAUGUUUCCAUCACAAACUCAUCCACAGAUACGUCUGU